UUUUUUUUUUUUUUUUUUUUUUUUUUUUUUUUUUGCCAUUGAAGCCAUGAGCCGCAGGGCCAACAAGAAGGAAGAGCAGUACCAGCAACAGCUCGCUGCCGCUGCUGCCGCUGCUGCCGCCGCCGCUGCCACCCCGAACAAAAUCACCCACGUUCAGCUCGACGGCCUCGUCGUGCUCAAGAUCAUCAAGCACUGCCGCGAGUCGCUCCCCGAUCUCGUCAACGGCCAGCUGCUCGGCCUCGUCCAGGACUCUCGCCUUGAAGUCACCAACUCGUUCGCAACCCCCGCCUCGCGCUCCAACGACGGCGAGGCCGAUCAAGAAGCCGAUCAAUACCAAACAGACAUGCUGCGCUUGCUGCGAGCAAUCAACGUCGAUUACUUGUUGGUCGGCUUCUACCAGUCCACCUACCUCGGAUCCUUCCUCAACACAACCCUGAUCGAGACCAUGUUUGACUACCAGCGCGAGAUUGAGGAGGCUGUUGUGCUCAUUUACGAUCCUCUGCGCACCACGCAGGGCUCCAUCUCCCUCAAGGCAUACCGUCUCACUCAAGCCUUCAUGGACUUGUUUAAGGACCAAGGUUUCUCGGCAGACAGCCCCAAGCUGAACGGCCUUACGCACGAGACCAUUCUCGAAGAGGUCCCAAUCCAGAUCUACAACACCCACCUUGCUAACGCCCUGCUUCUCGAGUGGGAGAGCACCCACGCCGACGACAUGUUUGAGCGUGCCGACAUGCCCACCACCACCCUUCUCGAGAAGAACCUCGAUCUCCUGAUUGACGCCAUUGACGAUCUUAACGCCGAACAGAACAAGUUCUCUGCCUACCAACGCACUCUUUCCCGCUAUCAACAGUCGCUCAGCAUGCAGCUACAGAAGCGACGACAAGAGAACGAAGCACGCAUUGCCGCCGGCGAGCAGCCCGUUUCCGAAGCCGACAUAUUAUCCGCAAAUCGCGCGCCCGUGCCGCCAUCGCACCUCGACACUCUUCUUUACACCAACCAAAUCGGCCAGUACUGCAAGCAAGUCAACCAGUUUGCAAGCGCGGCAUUCUCCAAGCUUUACGUUGCCGAGCGGCUGCAAAAGUGAGCGACCCAUCCGGUCUGCCCUUUUUUUUUUUGUUUGAGAUGUUGUGCUUGUUGAAGAAAUUGUUGUUGCCCCUCCUCCUCCCAUUAAAACAAAAUCACCAAAAUGGAA
Capsaspora owczarzaki ATCC 30864 is the source of this 1192-nucleotide messenger RNA. Its product is annotated as eukaryotic translation initiation factor 3. The transcript has 6 exons. Lineage: Eukaryota; Filasterea; Ministeriida; Capsasporidae. The coding region runs from base 47 to 1084 and encodes 345 amino acids. The record is from RefSeq and is a predicted model, not a curated record. Gene Ontology annotation, cellular component: eukaryotic 43S preinitiation complex; eukaryotic translation initiation factor 3 complex; cytosol. Gene Ontology annotation, molecular function: protein binding; translation initiation factor activity; metallopeptidase activity.